Molecule: messenger RNA, 1231 nt
Organism: Lates calcarifer (barramundi perch)
Lineage: Eukaryota; Metazoa; Chordata; Actinopteri; Centropomidae
Gene: nenf
Product: neudesin neurotrophic factor
Exons: 4
Coding region: 210-770 (186 amino acids)
Cellular component (GO): membrane; endomembrane system
Source: RefSeq, a predicted model, not a curated record
GUGGUUUCCUUGUUUCCUUCCUCCCCUGGGUUGUGACCCAAUGCUGCCUUCAGGUACUUAUAGGAAGAUUCUGUGUUCCAAGUUCAGCCAUCACAAACUGAACAAUAAAGUGAGUUGUAAUGUGAAUGUCUGUAGUUUUGUAUAAGUGGUCCACCUGUUAAAUCAAGGGUUUGCCCGGCCGAUGUCUCUCAAAUUUCCGAUGGCUAUAAAUGCAACACCAGCAGAUCCGCGACAGGGAAGGAGAUGAAGGAGUUUCCGUGUUGAAGUCUCCAAACAACAGCCCUACCAUGGCAACGGCGCAACUUUGUGUCUUCUUUAUUGUUUUUUCUGCAACUUUAGCGACAGAUGUUAAAUUAAAGUUCAAACCAGCCACCACACCCGUCCGCUUAUUCACCGAAGAGGAGCUGAAGAGAUACGAUGGAAGCGAGGAGGCACAGCCCAUUUACAUGGCAGUAAAAGGAGUGGUGUUUGAUGUCACCAAAGGAAAAGAGUUUUAUGGUAAAGGUGCUCCAUACAACGCCCUGGUUGGUAAGGACUCCACUCGAGCUGUGGCUAAGAUGUCCCUGGACCCUGCAGACCUGACAUCUGAUACUACAGGCCUCACUGAGGAGCAGCUGAAGUCUCUGGAUAGUGUAUUUGAAGGCACAUACAAAGCAAAGUAUCCCAUUGUGGGUUACACAGCAUCACGCAUCCUCAACGACGACGGAAGUCCCAAUGAAAACUUCAAACCAGAGGACCAGCCUCAUUUUCAAAUCAAAGAUGAGUUUUAAUGUCAUUUCCCCUGUUGUUUCAUAUUGUCUUGUUAGGAAGGAGGUUUAGCUUUUUGAAUAUUUUCUCCUUACUUGAGCAGAAUCAGAAUCAAAUAUGUACAAUAAUAGACACUGUAUCCAUAUUUACUUGAACUGAAGGUUUACAUGGUUCUUUAUUAGCUUUAUUAGCAAUUCAUUUUAAGUCAGGCCUGCCACUAACAUUCAUUUUUAUUAUCAAUAGCGAUGAAUCACUUAAUCGUUCAAUCAGAAAAUAGUGAAAAUAUUGUUGUUGAUUAUUUUCCUGUUGUUUUAGGGUUUAGUAUGAAAUGGUGUCACUAAAUACACUGUCCAGCAGAAUAAUUAUGCAGUCAAACACUGAAUCUGCAGCUCUGCGAAUGUUUACAUGACCAGAAUCAGUCCAUUUGUUUUCAACCUGAAUAUUUGUUUUUGUACAAUUAUCAUUAAAGUCUGUAAACCUCAAA